This is a messenger RNA of Zymoseptoria tritici IPO323, 1236 nucleotides long. RefSeq lists its product as uncharacterized. The coding region runs from base 1 to 1236 and encodes 411 amino acids. Gene Ontology annotation, biological process: protein neddylation. NCBI's taxonomy places the organism in Eukaryota, Fungi, Ascomycota, Dothideomycetes, Mycosphaerellales, Mycosphaerellaceae. Gene Ontology annotation, cellular component: nucleus; cytoplasm. Gene Ontology annotation, molecular function: NEDD8 activating enzyme activity. The transcript has 2 exons. The record is from RefSeq and is a predicted model, not a curated record.
AUGGACCGCAUCCUCACUCGUGCUGGCGCCUUUACCGAUCCGGAAGCUUUCCUCCCCGGAGAUGUGCCCAUCUCAGCACUGGAGAAUGUGCGAGUUCUCGUCAUUGGAGCUGGCGGGUUGGGAUGUGAGAUCUUAAAGAACCUCGCACUAUCCGGCUUCCGCAGCAUCGAUGUCAUCGACAUGGACACCAUCGACGUCUCAAACCUCAAUCGACAAUUCCUGUUCCGCCAGAGCGAUGUGGGAAAGCCCAAGGCGAGCGUGGCCGCCGACUUUGUCAUGAAGCGGGUGCCGAGCUGCAAGAUCAAUGCAUAUGUUGGGAAGAUUCAGGACAAAGAUGAGGAGUACUACAUGCAGUUCAAUCUCGUUGUUUGCGGGUUGGACUCCAUCGAAGCACGGCGGUGGAUCAAUGCUAUGCUGGUGGGACUGGUGGAUAUGGAAAACCCAGACUCUCUCAAGCCGUUGAUCGACGGCGGAACAGAAGGAUUCAAAGGCCAGUCUCGUGUCAUUUUCCCGACAAUGUCAUCUUGCAUUGAGUGCCAGCUGGAUAUGCACGCUCCCCGAGCGGCAGUACCACUCUGCACACUCGCCACGAUCCCUCGUCAACCGCAGCACUGCAUCGAAUGGGCUCACAUCAUCAAGUGGGAAGAAGACAGAAAGGAGAUCACACUCGACACCGACGACCCGGAACACAUCACAUGGCUCUACCAAACGGCGUUGAAGCGUGCACAAGAGUACAACAUCCAAGGCGUCACCUACAGUAUGACACAGGGAGUGGUCAAGAAUAUCAUCCCUGCCAUUGCCUCUACCAACGCUAUCGUCGCAGCAUCUUGCUGUAACGAGGCUUUCAAGAUUGCAACUUCAUCAUCACCGUUCCUGGCCGACCCAUCCAAGAUUCCAGAGGGCGACAAUGGCGUCUACACCUAUACCUUCGGUCACAAGCAGAAGCCGGAUUGUCCAGUGUGCGGCAAUCUGCCAAAGGAUCUGCCUCUUAGUUCCGAUGCUACGUUGGGUGACUUGGUCGAUAGUUUCGCUGAGCGUCCCGAGGCGCAGCUCAAGAAGCCGAAUCUGCGGACGGAAGAGAAGAGUUUGUUCUACUCCACCCCAGAUGGCCUUCGUGAGCAGACGGCGCCGAACUUGAAGAGAAAGUUGGGUGAGCUGUUGGAGGAUGGCGAGGAGAUGGCUGUUAGCGAUCCCGCGUUCGACAUCAACUUCCGCUACAAGGUGCGGUUCUCAUGA